Lottia gigantea (owl limpet) is the source of this 1747-nucleotide messenger RNA. RefSeq lists its product as hypothetical. The record is from RefSeq and is a predicted model, not a curated record. NCBI's taxonomy places the organism in Eukaryota, Metazoa, Mollusca, Gastropoda, Lottiidae. Gene Ontology annotation, biological process: protein dephosphorylation. Gene Ontology annotation, molecular function: cation binding; protein serine/threonine phosphatase activity. The transcript has 9 exons. Bases 1 to 927 code for a protein of 308 amino acids.
AUGGGUCAAACAUUGUCUGAACCUGUCACUACAAAAGAGACGUCUAAAUGUGAGAAUAAAUUUGUGAAAGUUGGUUCAUCAUGUAUGCAGGGAUGGAGAAUCAAUAUGGAAGAUGCCCAUAUUCACCUAUUGUCUUUACCAGGGGACAAGGAAUCUUGUUUCUUUGGUGUUUUUGAUGGACAUGGAGGCGGUAAAAUUGCCCAGUAUGCUGGGAAUAAUCUACAUAAAAAAAUUGUCUCACAGUCAUAUUAUGCACAAAGCCAAAUCAGUGAAGCCCUGAAACAAGGUUUUCUUUCUUUAGAUGAAGAUAUGUUAAAAGAUGAUGCCAUGAAAGAUGAACUCGCUGGAACUACUGCUGUUGUUGUUUUACUUAAAAAUAAAAGAUUAUUCUGUGCCAACGUAGGUGACUCUAGAGCUGUAGCAAGUGUUGGAGGACAGGUUGAACAGUUAUCAUUCGAUCAUAAACCAAGUAAUGAAUCAGAGUCUAGACGUAUUAUAGCAGCAGGAGGCUGGGUAGAAUUUAAUAGAGUCAAUGGUAAUUUAGCUUUAUCAAGGGCUUUAGGAGAUUUCGUCUUUAAGAAAAAUACACAGAAAAGAUCAGAAGAACAAAUAGUCACAGCGUACCCAGAUGUAAUAGAAAAGAAUAUAACAGAUGAAUAUGAGUUUGUGGUUUUAGCGUGUGACGGUAUAUGGGAUGUUCUAGCCAAUCAGGAGGUGGUAGAUUUUAUUAGAUGUAGAAUAGCAGAAGGCAUGGAACCAGAUGUCAUCUGUGAAGAAUUGAUGAUGAGGUGUUUAGCUCCAGAUUGUCAGAUGGGUGGACUAGGAUGUGAUAAUAUGACUGUUGUUUUAGUUUGUUUUUUACACGGAGGAACGUACAGUGACCUGGUCACGCGAUGUUCUCAGUCUAACCUCGGUACCGGUACGUAACUACUUCCUCACAGUUACAUCAAUAUUCCGAUUCCCUCAAUUUGAAAUAAAUGACUAUUUAUAAUGGUUUUUGUGUUGAUACAGAUUUUAAUUUUGUUGAAAAAAAUGUGAAAAAAUGUGAAAAUAUGUGAAAAACACAAAAAAAAAUGUGAAAUUAAAGAAGAAGAUAUAAAUUUUGUUAAAGACAGAAAAGAAUAUUUGGAACGAAAAAAAAAUUGUGGAAAUUAUUGAAAAAUGGUUUAAAUGAGGAAACUUCUAAAUAUGGAAUAAGAGGUUGAUUUCAAAUCAUUAUAGAGUUUUAAAUGUGAAAAAAAAAAGUGAAAAAAUAUUUAUAACAAGAUUUGAUAGUAUAUGGAUUUAAGAUUUGAAAUAUGUGGAAUUUGGAAGAUGGAAUAUAAUUUUGUGGAACCAAAAGAAAUAUUUUUCUACAAUGCUCCUGUAUUAUAGAGUUUUGAAAUGCCAUAGAUGAAGAAUUUGCUGCUUUCUAAAGUGUAGAAUGAGGUGUACUGAUUUAAGAUUAUAUGAUUAUUUAGUUAUUAAGACAUUCAGAAGCUUAUCGUUUAGAAGUUUUAUUGUAAGUUUGAAGUUUGAUUUGUAAAUAAUAUUUAAAAUAAUAAGAAUCAGUGAUGAAUUCAAUUUUAAGAAUUUUCGAGACUUUAAGGCCUAGUUUCAGAAAGUUUCAGAAAUCCUAAUAAUAAAAUUCAAAAGGCAAGAAAAGGAUCACCCUUAGUUGUAAAUGAAUUGUUCCAACUUCCUUUUUAAGAUUAUUAAGAUUGAAACAGCUUAUUUGCAGCUAUGGGGGUGUUUGGAGUAUAUCCAC